AGGAGUAUGAUUGCAUAUUUCCUACCCCAAAUCCUCAAAAGUAGAAGUUAUAUAAUGGGGUUGGGGUGGGGUAAUGAAAUAUUAUUAUUUAUCUUUCUCUUCCCUUCCUCAUACAAUAUUAUUAAUUUUAUCCAUAAAUCACGUGCACUUUAUUAAUACGUAAAGUUGCAGAUAAUGUUUGCUAUUAAGGGUCAAUUGAAACCUAUCUGUUAAACUAAGAAGCGUAAGGUUGCGUAAAUUUGACCUACCCUAAUUUAUAUAGUGACAUUGAGGAAGGUCUUUUUUCUGAUGUAAUAGAGUUUACCAACAAGGUGAUUUAGACUAUCUACCGGCUUCAACUCGUUGUGGGGACAUAUAUCCAAGCAAUUUAAGGAUAAAAAGUUUAGUGAGUAGACAUCAUUGUAGUUUUUGUUGAUUAAAAGAAAAAGAUGGAGUGGGACUCAAGAACAUGUUCUUGGAAUGGAAUAAGUAAGUUAGAGGUUGAAGAUAACAGUUAUAAUCAUCACCUGGCUGCUACACUAGCAUGUUCUAGUGGUUCAGGACUUACAAAUAUGUUUUCUGUGGAUCUCAACUUGGGAAGGUUGGAAGACAUGCCUGAAUUGUCCAUGGAAACCUUUAACAAUUCUGUUCCUACAAACAUGGGUCCUACUCCUCCUCCAACUUCCCCUGUGAUGGCACUGUCAAAGAGGGGAAGGCCACGCAACAACGGAGCUCAGACUACUGUUUUUUGUGCAGUCGAUGGGUGCACGUCUGACCUUAAUCGUUGCAGGGACUACCAUCGUCGCCAUAGGGUCUGCGAGAGACAUUCUAAGACCCCUGUUGUUCUUGUUGCUGGUAAGGAGCAACGCUUUUGUCAACAAUGUAGCAGGUUUCAUUCAUUGGAAGAGUUUGAUGAGGUGAAGAGAAGCUGCAGAAAACGGUUGGAUGGACAUAAUCGACGUAGGAGGAAAAGGCAACCUGAGGCCUUUUACAUGCCUGAUUCUACUGGUGGCUUUUUGUCCUCUCAUACAGGAGAUGGAAUGAUGCAGUUUUGCUGCCCACAAGUGCAUACUACUAAUUGGCCUACCAUUUCUCAGCCUGAUUUAUACUAUCGAAAUAACCAAGAAACAAUUUAUCAUCCACUUGAAAAUGAGAUUGCACCAACCCAAAGUAGGAGAGGCUGCCUCAAGACUUCACCUGAAAACGAGUCAGGAUGUGCUCUCUCUCUUCUGUCAAUGUGCCCAUCUCAAUCGUCGGCGAUCUCUGUGGGACCCAUAAUCAGUUCAUCACCACCUCAAGGUAGCAACAGUACAUCCCUUAAUCUAAACAGUUUGGUUCAACUUUCAUUUUCUCAAGGUUCAGCUGCACUGUCUAGUAGCAAUAAUACCAAUAAUCCAGGCUUCGGAGGAUUCCAUUCUAGCCAAGAUGGGUUUCGUGCCAAAGGGUCUUCCAAGUUUUUCCCAUUUGGUUGGGAUUAGUCAACUAUUUCUUUUAGACAACUAUGAAUUAAAGAAUGCCUUUUCAUGAAUCAAAUCUAGGUUUUAACAAUAAGAGAAAACAAGGGUUUUUCUUUUUUUUUUUUUUUUUGAUUUAUUUUUUGUAGAGCUUGUCAGAUGAUUGUUCUUUGCAGUGCUUUUUGUGCUUACAAAGGUUGGACAAGGUUUCAUUGCUAGUUAACUUUAAUUAAUGAAAUUACUUGUGUCUUUUUUCUUGACGUUUUCAACUUUAUCCAUCAUUGUAUCUACAGCAACAACAAUGUCAAAUCUGGUAUUACGAACUGAAUUAGCCACGAUUGUAAUUUUGGACAUAUUAAUAGAAUUAGAAAUUUGAGCAGAAUUCUUGCAUAAAACAGAAUGUUUUCGAAAGUUAAAUAUUUAUUGAAGAUAAAAAUAGCUCCGAAUUUAUAGGACACAAUUUGUAAUUUCCAAAAGCAUGAAUAAAACUCCCCUCCCUUGAGCUUAUAUACUACUCAAAAUUUAUAUAUUUGCUAAGUGUUGAAACAAAAAU
Amaranthus tricolor (Joseph's coat) is the source of this 1986-nucleotide messenger RNA. Its product is annotated as squamosa promoter-binding-like protein 16. The record is from RefSeq and is a predicted model, not a curated record. The coding region runs from base 429 to 1457 and encodes 342 amino acids. Gene Ontology annotation, molecular function: DNA binding. Gene Ontology annotation, cellular component: nucleus. The transcript is spliced from 4 exons. Lineage: Eukaryota; Viridiplantae; Streptophyta; Magnoliopsida; Caryophyllales; Amaranthaceae.